AGCAGUUUGAGGCAGCAUUUGGAAGACCGAAUACGCUCGCCGCCGAGCUCUCGUCAUGUCGUUGCGAUAGACGCAUCUUGCACGCUGUGUACCUAUUCCUUUCGACCAUGUGUAAAAGGGUCGAUUCAACCAAGGCACCAAUAUCGCCUUUCCCGUCCCCCUAAGUUCUUCUGAUCCGCACUCUUUCGCACCUGCCUGCUAGAGCAUCCACCGCAAACAUGCCCGGACUUCCCUCCAGCAUCGAUCUUGACGAAUGCAUCUCCAGACUCUACCAGAAGGAGCUGCUUGCCGAAUCGGUCAUCGAGGCAAUAUGCGCAAAGACAAAAGAGAUGCUCAUGAAGGAGAGCAACGUCGUGCACAUCCAGGCUCCAGUAACCGUCGUCGGCGACAUCCACGGCCAGUUCUUUGACCUCCUCGAGAUAUUCAAGAUCAGUGGGCCAUGUCCAGACACGAACUACCUCUUCCUCGGCGACUACGUUGAUCGCGGCCUCUUUAGUGUAGAGACCAUCUCGCUUCUGGUCUGUCUCAAACUUCGCUAUCCCCAUCGCGUUCAUCUCAUCCGCGGCAACCACGAGUCCCGAGGAGUCACUCAGUCCUACGGCUUCUAUACCGAAUGUAGUCGCAAGUACGGCAACGCCGCCGUCUGGCAUCACUUCACCGACAUGUUCGACUACCUCUCCCUCUCCUGCGUCAUCGACGACAAGAUCUUCUGCGUCCACGGCGGUCUGUCGCCGAGCAUCCAUAGUAUCGAUCAGAUCAAGAUCAUCGACCGCUUCAGAGAAAUCCCACACGAAGGUCCUAUGGCCGACUUGGUCUGGAGCGAUCCGGACGCCGACCGCGACGAGUUUUCGCUGAGUCCAAGAGGAGCUGGUUACACCUUUGGCGCACAGGUCGUCAAGAAAUUCCUCGAGGUCAACUCCAUGACACACAUUCUCCGCGCACACCAGCUCUGUAACGAAGGGUACAUGGUCAUGUUCGACGACAGACUGUCAACCGUCUGGAGUGCUCCCAACUACUGCUACCGAUGCGGAAAUAAGGCUAGUGUCCUCGAGGUCAGCCCGACUGGAGAGAGAAAAUGGAAUGUCUUCGACGCCGCUCCGGAGAACGAAGUCCAUCGCAUCGAGCAACAGAACCAACACAACAAUCCCGGCUCAGAUCCGGUCAGAGACUAUUUCCUGUAGAAAGAGCCACCCUUUGCUUCAGCUGUAUUGCGUUAUGGGUCGAUAGAGGCAGCAUCUCUGGAGUUUACAAAUGAUACCAAGGCGGCGCGAUAUGAUAUUAGGUUUGCUU
This is a messenger RNA of Aureobasidium pullulans EXF-150, 1290 nucleotides long. RefSeq names its product serine/threonine specific protein phosphatase. The record is from RefSeq and is a predicted model, not a curated record. Gene Ontology annotation, cellular component: FAR/SIP/STRIPAK complex. Gene Ontology annotation, biological process: peptidyl-serine dephosphorylation. Gene Ontology annotation, molecular function: protein serine/threonine phosphatase activity. Lineage: Eukaryota; Fungi; Ascomycota; Dothideomycetes; Dothideales; Saccotheciaceae. The coding region runs from base 219 to 1181 and encodes 320 amino acids. The transcript has 3 exons.